Myotis davidii is the source of this 1136-nucleotide messenger RNA. RefSeq names its product low affinity immunoglobulin gamma Fc region receptor III. The record is from RefSeq and is a predicted model, not a curated record. NCBI's taxonomy places the organism in Eukaryota, Metazoa, Chordata, Mammalia, Chiroptera, Vespertilionidae. The coding region runs from base 115 to 891 and encodes 258 amino acids. Gene Ontology annotation, molecular function: transmembrane signaling receptor activity. Gene Ontology annotation, biological process: cell surface receptor signaling pathway. The transcript has 5 exons.
CUGACUGUUGAAAGUUUUGUGAGAGAGUAAACCAGCUUCCUUCCUCUUUGCUCGGCUCAUCUCCUGAACCCUGCGGGACGCAGGCCCAGUGCUGCGUGGACUUUGAAGACCAAAAUGCUUCAGGAUGUACAUCCCAGUCGCCUGCGGCUGCUUCAACCACUGACAGCUUUGGUGUCGCUGCUGCUGGCCUCUGCAGACCGGGGAGCUGGUCUCCCGAAGGCCGUGGUGAGCCUCCAGCCCCCGUGGCUCCAGGUGUUCCCCGGGGACAACGUGACUCUGAGCUGCCAGGGGGCCCACAGCCCUGGGGACAACUCCACCCAGUGGUUCCAGGAUGGGACCGCCAUCCCCACCCAGGUCCAGCCCAGCUACAGCUUCAAGGCCAGCAGCAACCACAGCGGGGACUACAGGUGCCAGACGGGCCGGACCAGCCUCAGCGACCCUGUGCACCUGGACGUGACUUCCGCCUGGCUGCUGCUCCAGACGCCCCGCCUGCUGGUCCCGCAGGGGGCCCCCAUCGUGCUGCGCUGCCACAGCUGGAAGAACUGGCGCCUGUACAAGAUCCAGUUCUUCCAGGACGGGAGACCCAAGUGGUUUUCAUACACGAACGCCAGCUUCUCCAUCCCACACGCGAACGCCAGCCACAGUGGCGCGUACCACUGCUCAGGGCUCCUCGGGCAGAUGCAGCACACAUCGCAGCCCGUGAACAUCACCGUCCCAGCCCUUUCACCCGUCCUUCCUCCGUGGCCCCAAAUCGCGUUCUGCCUGGUGAUGGGGCUCCUGUUUGCGGUGGACACGGGGCUCUAUUUCUUUGUGCAGAAAGCACUCCGAAGCUCAGCGAGGGACUGGAGUAGUGACAAAGUCACGUGGACCAAGAGCCCCGAGGACAAGUAACGCCUCCUGGCACCUGUAAGAGCUACAGGUCUCCGCAGGCCAGACCUCUGCCCCCCACCCCCAGCGCCCCCUGGUGGGCGAGCCGGAGCUGCGAGGGGCCUGGGAGCAGGAAGGGCCUGUAAUCUCAGAGCGAACCACCCCCAGGCUCUCCCUCACUGGCUUCCUGCUGGUCAAGAGGACUGACCGCUGUCUUCACAGGCCCUCACAGAGGCCCCACAUACGCACGCUCACCAAGUCCUGCUUCC